Messenger RNA from Prosopis cineraria, 2864 nucleotides. RefSeq names its product DNA mismatch repair protein MLH1. NCBI's taxonomy places the organism in Eukaryota, Viridiplantae, Streptophyta, Magnoliopsida, Fabales, Fabaceae. Gene Ontology annotation, cellular component: MutLalpha complex. Gene Ontology annotation, molecular function: ATP hydrolysis activity; ATP binding; mismatched DNA binding. Gene Ontology annotation, biological process: mismatch repair. The transcript is spliced from 16 exons. Bases 75 to 2345 code for a protein of 756 amino acids. The record is from RefSeq and is a predicted model, not a curated record.
UUUCCCACUGAAGCCCUUCUUCUCCCCUACCGGGAAGGCGGGGACACUGAACUGGACAAGCCAAGCCAAUAGCCAUGGAAUCGCAUGCCGGUGAUGAACCCUUGCCAAUGAACGUUGAAGAGCAGCUGCCUAAAGAGCCUCCCAAGAUUCACCGACUCGACCAGUCUGUCGUCAAUCGAAUCGCCGCCGGUGAGGUCAUCCAGCGCCCGGUCUCCGCCGUCAAGGAGCUGGUUGAGAACAGCAUUGACGCGGACUCGUCCUCCAUAAGCGUCACGAUUAAGGACGGCGGCCUCAAACUUAUCCAAGUGUCCGAUGAUGGCCAUGGCAUUCGAUAUGAGGACCUGAGCAUAUUGUGCGAGAGGCAUACAACAUCAAAGUUGUCUGCAUUUGAGGAUUUACAGUCCAUUAAAUCAAUGGGAUUUAGGGGAGAGGCUUUGGCAAGCAUGACUUAUGUUGGUCAUGUUACAGUCACGACCAUCACCAAAGGGCAGUUGCAUGGUUACAGGGUAUCAUAUAGAGAUGGUGUUAUGGAGCAUGAACCAAAGGCUUGCGCUGCUGUAAAAGGAACCCAGAUAAUGGUUGAGAACUUAUUCUAUAAUAUGGCUGCAAGGAGGAAGGCAUUUCAAAAUUCUGUUGAUGACUAUUCAAAGAUUGUAGACUUGAUUAGCCGGUUUGCCAUACAUCACAUAAAUGUUGGUUUCUCUUGUAGAAAGCAUGGAGCUAUGAGAGCUGAUGUUCACACUGUUGCUACUUCAUCAAGGCUUGAUGCCAUUGGAUCUGUUUAUGGUGUUUCAGUUGCUCGCAAUUUGAUGGAAAUUGAAGCUUCAAAUGAUGAUCCGUCUGGUUCACCUUUUGAGAUGCAUGGUUUCAUCUCUAAUGCGGAUUAUGCUGCCAAGAAGAUCACAAUGGUUCUUUUCAUCAAUGAUAGAUUGGUUGAGUGUUCUGCAUUGAAGAGAGCAAUUGAAGUUGUUUAUUCAGCAACAUUGCCCAAAGCUUCUAAACCGUUUGUAUACUUGACAAUUGUGUUACCUCCUGAGAAUGUUGAUGUAAAUGUGCAUCCAACAAAGAGAGAGGUAAGCCUUUUAAAUCAGGAAGUUAUCAUCGAGAAGAUACAAACGUUGGUUGAAUCAAGAUUGAGAAGUUCAAAUGAUAUGCGGACAUUUCAAGAAGAGAACGCUGAACCAUCCUCUUCGUGUUAUAUGAAACCAUGCAAGGAGGCUAACCUCAGUCUCUUGGUGCCAGGUUCAAAAUCACAGAAAAUUCCAGUACAUAAAAUGGUUAGAACAGAUUCAUUGAAUCCUUGUGGAAGAUUGCAUGCUUACAUGGAACCCCAGCCAAUUGGACAUCUUGACAAGAGUGCUAGCUUGACUGCAGUGAGGUCCUCAGUUAGACAAAGAAGGUACCCAAAAGAUUCUGCAGAGUACGCCAGCGUUCAGCAGCUUCUUGAUGAGAUCAAUAGCAACUGUCACUCUGGUUUGCUUGAUAUUGUAAGGAACUGCACAUAUAUUGGAAUGGCAGAUGAUGUCUUUGCAUUGCUUCAAUAUAACACUCAUCUAUAUCUUGCCAAUGUGGUAAACCUGAGCAAAGAGCUUAUGUAUCAGCAAGUUCUGAGUCGGUUUGAACAUUUCAAUGCUAUACAACUAAGUGAUCCAGCCCCCUUGAAAGACUUGAUCAUGCUGGCACUGAAGGAAGAGGAUUUAGAUUCAGAAUCAGCUCCCUUGAAAGACUUGAUCACGCUGACACUGAAGGAAGAGGAUUUAGAGUCAGAAUCCAUUGAGAAUGAUGACUUGAAAGAGAAAAUUGCAGAAAUGAACACAGAUCUACUGAAACAGAAGGCUGAAAUGCUGGAGUUUCAUUUCUGUAUACAUAUUGACAAACUUGGAAAUUUAUCUAGACUUCCUGUGAUACUUGAUCAGUAUACUCCUGAUAUGGAUCGCAUCCCAGAAUUUGUGCUUUGUUUGGGAAAUGAUGUUGAUUGGGAAGAUGAAAAGAACUGCUUUCAAGAAAUUGCGGCAGCUCUAGGAAAUUUCUACGCUAUGCAUCCACCCAUGUUGCCCAACCCUUCUGGUGAGGGAUUGCGGCUUUACAAGAAGAGAAAAUUAAGUUGUGCCGAGCAAAAUUCUUGCAACAUUACUGGGGCUGAUGAGAUGUUGGAGAAUGAUUUUGAUCAUGAACUGCUAUCUGAGGCACAGCUUGCCUGGUCCCAGCGUGAAUGGUCUAUACAACAUGUGCUAUUUCCAUCAAUGAGACUCUUCUUCAAACCGCCUGCUUCUAUGGCUACUAAUGGAACAUUUGUUCAGGUUGCUUCUCUGGAGAAGCUGUACAAGAUUUUCGAAAGAUGCUAAGCUCCUAACACAGAAUUGCUUUGGCUCCAUGUUAUUCGUUCUUCGGAUAAAGGUGCUUUCUGGGCUUCUGGUCCUUAAAAGUUUAGAGGGCUUCGAAGAAAUACUUAUCCUAAUCAUGUUGAACCACGUUGUCUCUUGUAAAUAUUUCUGAAUAUAUAACAAAACCAUAUCCAAUCAUCACUGUAGAUAUUUUUGUUUGGAAGAUGAUCAUUGAUGAGUGAAAGCUUAGCAUGGCUUGUUGGAAUUCUGUAAUGCCUUGAAGGCAUAUUAUUAAGAUCGGCCUAAUUGAUAAGGAUAUAACCGAUACUCAUGGGUGUGGGUUGAAAUUAAAACCUCUUCCCUCACAAUGACGGGUGUAGGAGGUGUGUCGCAAAGGCUUGCCUCAAGUGUGGUUUUGAAUUCGGUUGCCAAUUUGAUAAUUGGUAAUCUGUAAGUAUUUUUGUAAAUGUUUAAGCAUAUUGCUGACGUGGAUGUUGUUUGGUUAUGAAUUAGGUAUAGUAGUCUGCUCCUUCUUGUUAA